UGCUCGUCCAAUGGCAUUCGGUGUAACGUUCCACACACAGCAAGAUGUUACCACUCGUGCUCGUAGUUUCCGUUCUGCUACAGCUGUCCUCGCAACAAGAAGUUCCAGGCGUGUUGCAGAAAAGGAACAAACAAGCAGGCCAACGUACAGCUUUUUCCAGUGACAACGAAACAUGCGAUGGAACGCGGUAUUUUUCAACAUGUGCCGGCUGUGAUGCAGUGAACGUAUGCUUAGGUGAAGGCAUGGAUUGGCGUUACUGUCGGCAGAUGAGUCCGGACAAGCCCUAUUGCAACAAUGGAGAAUGCUCGGCUACUCCUGGGAACUACGAAUAUUGCCCUCCCAGCUUAUACUGUAGUGGAUCUGGAUACUAUCCAGACCCCAACAACUGCGACAUCUACCAUUUUUGUGAGGAAAAGUACAGCAUGUCAUCCGUGUACAAGUGUCCAAGCAACUAUGUAUUCAACCCGGCAACAAACUUCUGUAAACGCAAAGUGCAAGAAAGUGACUGCAUGAAAGUGAACUGCUCACCGGAAGUAAUAUUUUCCGCUUACGGAACCAGCAAACGAUUCUUCGGCUACUGUAGGUACGGCUCAGGCCUGUAUCCCUACGAAACGGAGGUACAUAGGUGCCCAGAGGGAACGGAAUUCAACGGAAAGACAUGCGCCUUCCAGUGCCCUGCCGAAGGACGGUUCCCUGACAGCUCAAACCAGAGGGGCUACUAUGAAUGCUACUACUUGGACGGAGUGGACGAAGCAUUGACUGCCGUCUACCAAACUUGCCCAGUUGACAAAGUAUACGAUUCGAAACUGUCCACGUGUGUUCAGCUGGUGACUACUACACGUGCAACAACUACUAGUUUGUGAUAUGGAAAAUGACGCCAUAAUAUCACUGUAUCUUUAUGGAAGAAAUUUACGUUUAGUAUAAAAUAUACAAAUAUAAAACAUUAGAAAA
Molecule: messenger RNA, 951 nt
Organism: Aedes albopictus (Asian tiger mosquito)
Lineage: Eukaryota; Metazoa; Arthropoda; Insecta; Diptera; Culicidae
Exons: 2
Coding region: 45-863 (272 amino acids)
Cellular component (GO): extracellular region
Molecular function (GO): chitin binding
Source: RefSeq, a predicted model, not a curated record